Messenger RNA from Prunus mume (Japanese apricot), 2368 nucleotides. The record is from RefSeq and is a predicted model, not a curated record. Lineage: Eukaryota; Viridiplantae; Streptophyta; Magnoliopsida; Rosales; Rosaceae.
UGCCAAAAUUAAAACCAUGGAAUGAAAAGUGACUUGUCGCCAAACUAACAAAUCAUCACUCAAACGGCAGCUCAGACACCGUCGUCAAUCUCACGCCUUCAUUGAUAUUUAUACGUUCAACAUAAAACCCUGCGACUCUCAGUUCGCGCUUUUCUGUUGGCCCAAGACGAAGAUGUCAACAACAGGUAUCUAUGGCGGAAAACGCACCGGCGUCCGAGUCGUCGUCGCCGGUGACCGUGGUACUGGCAAGUCGACCUUGAUCUCAGCAGUGGCCACCGAAGCCUUCGACCGAAACGUCCCUCCUGUGCUCCCGCCGACGCGCCUCCCCGCCGAUUUGUACAACGAUCUCGUUCCCCUCACCGUCAUCGAUACCUCUUCCAGCUUGGAGAAUAGUAGUAAGCGCAAUGAAGAAUUGAAGCGGGCUGAUGUGGUGGUGUUAACUUAUGCCUGUGAUCAACCGAUGACGCUCAGUCGUCUCUCUACUUACUGGCUGCCUGAGCUUCGUCACUUGGGGGUGAAGGUGCCGGUUAUUCUGGUGGGAUGCAAGUUAGAUUUGCAAGACGAACAGGCGCCAAUGAGCAUGGAGCAGGUGAUGUCACCUAUCAUGCAGCAAUUUAGGGAAAUCGAGACUUGCAUUGAGUGUUCAGCAGCCACUAAUAGUCAGGUUCCGGAAGUAUUUUAUUAUGCUCAAAAGGCAGUCCUUCAUCCAACAACCCCGUUGUUUGAUCAAGAAAGGCAAGCUCUGCAACCCCGAUGCAUUAGCGCUUUGAGAAGGAUAUUUACUCUUUGCGAUCAUGACAUGGACGGUGCCCUCAAUGAUUCAGAACUGAAUGAAUUCCAGGUUAAAUGUUUUAAUGCUCCACUACAGCCUGCUGAAAUUGUGGGAGUUAAAAGGGUUGUACAUGAGAAGCUACCAGAUGGUAUCAAUGAUAUUGGUCUUACCCUCAGUGGGUUCCUUUUUCUUCAUGCUCUUUUCAUUGAGAAAGGACGUCUUGAGACAACUUGGGCCGUCUUGAGAAAAUUUGGAUAUGAUGAUGACCUAAAACUUGCAGAUGAGUUUGUUCCUGUUCCAUCCAAGCGUGCUCCAGAUCAGAGCGUGGAGCUGACAACUGAAGCUGUUGAGUUCCUGAAGGGGAUCUUCCGUUUAUUUGACACUGAUAAUGACGGAGCCCUACAACCACAUCAGCUUGAGGAACUAUUUGCUACUGCUCCAGAAAGUCCUUGGAGUGAACUACCUUUUGAAGAUGCUGCAGAGAUAACAGCAUCAGGGAAUUUACCUCUUAAUGCGUUCCUGUCUGAGUGGGCCCUCAUGACACUAAUAGAUCCGAAGAAAAGUAUGGCUAACUUGAUAUACAUUGGAUACACUGGUGCUCCUGCUUCUGCGCUCCAUGUUACUAGAAGAAGAUCAGUAGAUCGUAAAAAGCAAAAAACUGAAAGAAAUGUCUUCCACUGCUUCGUGGGAAGUAUUGUUGCCAAUUUCAACCUCAGGUCUUUCUCAAAGAGUGACACUACAGCAACUGGUGAGCGUUUCGCAGUGAAUGUUGUUAACCAGGUUGGGGGGAAUAAGAAGACUCUUGUGUUGAGAGAGAUACCAGAAGACGAAGUUAAAACCUUUUUGUCUAAGAAGACCUUUUUGGCAGCCUGUGAUGUAGCUGUCUUUGUCCAUGACAGUUCAAGUGAACAUUCAUGGAAGAGAUCAAGGGAGCUCCUUGUGGAGGUUGCUAAGCAAGGAGAAGAAAGUGGCUAUGGUGUACCUUGCCUCCUUAUUGCCGCUAAGGAUGAUCUGGAUCCAUAUCCAAUGGCAGUACGAGAUUCACUAGGGAUUAGUCAGGAAUUGGGCAUAGAGGCACCUGUUCGUGUGAGCAUGAAGUUGAACACUAUGAAUGAUGUGUUCAAUAGAAUCCUAAGUGUAGCUGAGCAUCCUCACUUGAGUAUUCCUGAAACUGAGACUAGGAAGAACCGCAAGAAGUACCUCCAGGUUGUUAAUCGAUCACUUAUGUGUGUUUCAGUUGGCGCCGCCGCUGCCUUUGUUGGACUGGCAGUGUAUCGUGCGUAUUCAGCAAGGAGAAACGCUUCCGGUUAGGUGCCGGGAUUUGGCCAUCAAUCAAUUGCUGUUGCAGUCUACGAAAACAAUUUUGUUGAUGGGUUAGGUUUGCGUGGUUUUUCCCAGAAACUUUUGGUUCUAUUGGGACAUUCUAAAAACAGCACAUGUAUAGAAAUUGCUUGCAAUUAUUUUUCUCCCAUUGAGGGCUGAUUUCCUUUAACAUUUACAAAUCUCCUUAUACAUUAUAAUCCAGGUAAGAAUUGCUUGUAAUUUAAACAGUAGUGCAACAUCAACGUUAUUAAUAAUAAUGAAGUUUGAUGCUGA